Molecule: messenger RNA, 6077 nt
Organism: Agrilus planipennis (emerald ash borer)
Lineage: Eukaryota; Metazoa; Arthropoda; Insecta; Coleoptera; Buprestidae
Exons: 2
Coding region: 34-6048 (2004 amino acids)
Molecular function (GO): protein-containing complex binding
Source: RefSeq, a predicted model, not a curated record
GUAACGUUAAUACUUAUUUUAUCAAUAGAGAGGAUGAGUAUCAUGUUGGAAGAGUUAUCGGCAAAUAAAACUGUCGAUAGUCAUUCAUUAUCGUCUGAUGAAUGGGACAAAAUAUACCUUAAUUAUACAGAAGAACCCACAACCACCAAGGACAAAAAGGACGAAGGAUGGAGAAAAAUACUUCACAUUCCAUUCGAUCCUGUUUGGAGAGUUGUCUUGAUGGCACUUGUCACUGUAAGAAUUCUACUUAUUAUCGCUUCCGUGUCAAUACUAAAAUUCGAUCCAGACGAACAUUAUUACAAAUCCAAUAUAUUGACGUAUGCUUACCUGUGUCUUCUGUACUUUCUGGACACAUUAUUGCACACCAUGGCUAAAAUACAUCGUACCCAAAGAAGUACAUCGUUAAACCUUUUUCUGCCAAAUUCGGUAUUGGUAUGCGACUUUCUCUCAUGUAUACCGUUAGCUGUUUUCUUUCCAAGUUCGAUUGCCCACAAGAGUCAGUACUUACCCUCCUUCCUUCAAAUGAACGAAAUUUUAAGAAUUAUCAGGUUACUCUACCUGUUUGCCGACUUUAGAGAGACGGUCGGCGUGAAUCACAUAGCUGCCCUGUACUUGAACGCCUUUUUCUUUAUUGCCCUCAGCAUGUGUACAUCAAUUUCCGCGGGUUAUACCAUUUUAAAGUAUCAAUGGCCAGGCCCGCCUAGCGAAUUGACAUCGGCUGUAACUAAACUGGGCUCAACAUGUAUCAGUUUGGUUACAAUGUUCGCUGUAAUCGAGGGCGGAGAUACUUUUCUUCAUUUGUACAUAACGUUAGCAAUGUUCAUUGGUUUUGCAUACUUCACAGUUUAUUCAUUGGCUCUCGUUUUGACAAAACUGAAAGCCGUUCUCAAAAAGAAAUAUGUCUUUUUGACCAUCAAGAAGUUUUUUGACGUUCGAUGGAAGUAUUUGUCAAGUACGCAAGAUCUACACGACACGUUCAAAGAUGUUUAUCAAACAAUAUGGGUUCACAGGCAGGGGUAUUUGGACGUUGAUAUGAACUUUUCAGAUGUAAUAGCAAGCUCGAUGCAGAAAGAUCUCUUUUUGGAUAUCAACUGUCCAUUGUUUAAGCAUUCUAAGGUGUUUAGGAAAAUGGAUUUCGCUUUUCUCAGAGUACUAGCCUCGAUGGUAAAGCACGAGCAUUUAUUUGCAGGCCAAGUCAUUUUUCGAAGGAACACAAUUAAGAACAAAAUGAUAUAUCUGGCAAGUGGUAAGAUCAAAGUUAUGUCAAAAUGGGACGAAGACACGGCUCUCAUGACCUUUACGGAAGGCACUAUUCUUGGUGAAUCGAGCCUCGUUGUAAAUACUAAAUCGAUCACAACUGUCAGAUGCGAAACGUACUGUAUUAUUUACUUACUGGAAAGGAAAGAGUUCGAAAAAUGUUCAGUUAAAUUUCCAGAAAAUUACGGGAAGGUUAACGCCGCCAUAAAUAAAAGAAUCGAUAGGGCCAGAAAGCUUAAACAAUUGGCGACGCUGGCCAAUCAAAAACUGAGUACAUCGACCACUUUAGACCAGAACAGUAUUAUGUGGUUGAAGUUAACAUUGCACAGUUUAAUGAUGAAAGAUGAAAUAACAUCGUCAAAACAUACAAUUCAAAACUUGUUUUUAGCAAUGGACUUUUCGAUGGAAAGGUUCAAGGAUAUGCAAUUCACUGCGGAAAACUUGGACAUGCUUGUGAUUGCCGACAGGACUGCGAUGAGUGACGACUCGGUAUUCAAAAGCACGACAUUCCCGUGGAUAAUAACAUCAAAGAAUGUGAUUAAGACAGUUUGGGACAUUGCCAUCAUCAUACUGGCAAUAUUAUUUACAGCUUUCUUCCUUUUUUAUGGUUUCGGACUGGCCACCGUUCCUUAUUGGAUGAAACGAUUUAGCGAAUUUAUAACGGUUUUAUACGUUUUCGAUACUUAUAUUUUACUCAGUACAGUUGUCAAACAUAACGACAACUAUCUGGUAAGAAUGAAAGAUAUAAUCAGUUACCAUGUAAGACACGCGAGAUUUUAUCUCGCUUUAUUUGCGGCAUUUCCCACCGAAAUAUUCCUUUGUAUUUUCGAUCACAAAAUGACAGAUAGAAACGUCACUCUUAUCAAAGGAAACAGAUGCUUGAAAUUGUGGCGAAUUUACCUUUUUUUUAAGGAGAGACAGAAAAGGUCUUCGACAGAAUCAUUGGCCUGGACUUACUUUAUUCACAUUGUAAUUUUUCUUGCACUGUAUUUUUGUUGCGCUUGCGUCGCUUUUCUGGUAGGAGAUAUGAUCGGAGCCACUGACGAGGAAGAUACCACUAUGUUUUGGUAUUUUUUUGCAACAGAAACGAUCGUCGCAAAUAACGGUAUAUUAGGCAAAAUUCAUGUUUUGGAAAACAGCCCGCAAUUUUCUGCUCUGUUACGGCUCAUAUCGCUAUUCUUAUUCCUCAUAGCAUUCUCGCACCUUUGCGCGAUACACAUUUUACAAGAAUUUUCCAAAAUCAACUACAAGAUGUUUAUCAACGAAAUUCAUUACUUUUCGAAAAAAUAUAACUUUUCGGAUGGUCUUCGGCGUCGUUUGAAUCGUCUUUUGAUUACCAAUUGGCAUAUUGCUAACGGGAACGAUCUUCUGCAUAAUCUUCCACUGUACCCCGAUAAUGUUAGAACGUUGUACAAGACGCACAUGUUUUAUCAGAAGCUCCUUAAGAAUCCAUUGUUUAGAAACAUAUCUAGCGAAGCGUUACGAGAAAUUUGUGCAAAUGCCUCGGUAAAAAGUCUCCCAGAUCGCGAAGCUCUAGUUUAUUCAGGUCAAAUGUGUAACGCGUCAAUUUUUAUCUUGAGAGGUUACAUAAAAAAGGUUAGCGAAAAUGACGUUCUAGACGAUAGACUUUACGCGCCCGGAGAUCAUUUGUUGUUUUUGGAAACGUGGUUGAAUGUCAACGUUGUGAACAGUUACAUUAGCGCAAGCACUGUCAUUUUUCUGGAAAUAAGCACUAAAACUUGGAAACUUGUAAACACCAAAUACCCUGGAGAUUUUUCUCGUUUCACGAAAAUAAUGAACGAUCUGCAGAUCGCGGCUAAACUUCGUAAUAUGAGAAGCAGGUACACAGUGGAUCUUGUUCGGGAACUGAUAGAAAGCGCGCCGCCAAAAACGCCAUCAGUAAAUUCUUUUGGAUACAAUUUGCCCAUCGGUUCCCCGGAAGAAUACGAGUAUUACGUACCGUUCGACAGAUCGUCGUGGGGUUGGAUUCAGUACUUUCUUUUGCGAUAUACGUUUCUACCAGACGGUAAAUUUCUGAUAAUUUGGGAGACAUCAAGAUGCUUCUUCUUUCUGGUGAGUCUUUUGUGGCAUUGCUUUUAUUUUUCAUCUACGAAUCCGUUAUCGGGACAGUAUUUGGCCUUCACUCUUGACCUGUUCCCGUUCCUGGACAUGUAUUUAAGAUUGCACGUUUGUUAUUACAACGACGAAGGUAUAUUGGUUUCCCAUCCGCUGAAAACAGCCUCACAUUAUCUAAGUCAUUCGUUCGUUACCGAUUUUAUCGGAACCGCCCCUUUCUAUUGGCUGUUUCCUCGCGAAAACUAUUAUUUCUACGUUUAUCUUUUGCUGUUGCAAUCGUACAGAUACGCUGGCGUUAUCAGUUAUGCCAAAAAUCACGGCCUCAGGAUCAGUUCAUUUCUCGCCAAUGUCAAGUUCAUUCCACCAUUCCUUAGUUUUUGUAUUAUACUGGGAAAUUGCUUGGUACGACAGGCUUGUCAUUUUGGAAAAAAUAUAGGAGAAAGUGCCGAAUACACUUCUGAAGUUGUUUGCAAAACGGACACUUGGAUUACAAGCGUGACCAGCAAAAGACCUUUGACUCCCGAACAUGUUCAGCUCUACGGUCUCUAUUUGGCAACUGUAUCCUUCACUAGUUGCGGAGCCCUCAAACUUCGCCUAGCAGAUAUGUCGUCAGCUACUAUAGUCAGUUUUAUCAUGGUGACAAGCUUUUUUACGUUGGCAUUCAUGUUUUCAACUGUUGUAAAUGAGCAUUUAGCAAUAGGUAAUCGUUAUUUACGACACAAUACAAUUCUGACUUUGGUCAAAAGAAUUAUGCGCAAAGAACAUAUCAGACCGCUUUUGCAGAAUCAGGUUUUCAGACAUUUCAAUCUUAAAUGGCACAGAAAGAAGGGAUUGCCGAGACGGAGCGUGUUCGAUAAUUUCCCGUUGUGCAUUAAGAAAGACAUUUUCUACGAUAUGUAUGGGAAAAUUCUGCAAGAAUAUUCAAUAUUAUCAUCAGAGGAGAGCGUAAUUUUCUUUCGCGAUCUAUGCAUUCACCUUACCCACGACGUGGCGAUCAAGGGUUGUUUCAUAGCAGCAAUUAAUGACAUUGUGUCGAACGUAUACUUUCUUUUGGAUGGUUCGGUUGAGGUGGUGGGGCCUGAUGGAUCGAUACUGACAAAAUUAUACAUGGGAUCGAUGUUUGGUAAUUUGGAUACGUACGAAAACGCAAGACAAUCUAUAGCUAUAAUAGCCUCCGAAAAUGUAGAAUUUUUAUCUAUAAAAACAACACUCUUUCAUAAUAUAUUGGGCGAGCAUCCGGGAUGUAAAAGAUUGUUUCGCAACCUCACUGCGAUACAUAUAGACUUUUUGAAAGGACGCUUCGUACCACCGGUGGAGACAAAACGUUUGCAGAAAUAUUCGUACACUCGUAAAAAUCCAUUUGUUUAUAAUUUUCGGAAGGUAUGGAGGUGUUUCCAUUUAAUUUUUGUCUGCUAUUUAGGCGUCGUGUUCAAUAUAUACUGUUGUUCCGUGGAGAUCGUUGAAACUCCCGAAUUAUACAUUUUAUUUGCCACCGACAUUCUACACUUUCUUAACUUCUUCAUAAUACUUGUCGCUUACAAAGACAAACUCGGUUACUACGUCGACGAUUACAAAUACAUCUGGAAAAGGGUUUGGCGAUCCAAGUAUUUUUUUAUUGCGGAUAUCCUGGCUGUUGUUCCGUUAGACGUGAUUCCCCUGAUUGCUCCUGGUUCUGUUGCAGGAAGAUAUAAAGCGUUUUGUAUCUUGAGGCUUUUUAAAAACGCACGAAUUCAACAUGUGUACCAUUAUUUCAACGAUAACGAAUACAAGACGCUGAACUCACUUCAUCGUACUCUCUUUUUAUAUUCGACCGCUUGGGUCAACUUGGCCAUACACAUACUCGCCAAUACUUUUGUAAAAAUGCAAAUCUACUGCGGAGUAACGUUUGUAAAUAUGGAAUUUAACGUUGUUAAUUUAGAAGAAAACACGUUCAAUCAAAAAAUUAAUUUUUAUUUAGACAAUUUAAAUUACGUGACAGCAAUGACGUCGAAGAAGAUUCACCAAAUUUUUCAUCCAAACAGCAAUUAUCUACUUGGUCUCAGCAUUCCCAUAAUAUUUCUAAUGUUGAUAGUGCACAGCACGUUCAUGGCACAGGUUUGUGCUGCCGCCCAAAGAAGUUUCGCCCUUUUCACAAACCAUUAUUUGGUAACGGAGAAAAUUCUUGCCCUUUGCGACGGAGAAAACAUUUCGGAAGGUCUCAGAAACCGGAUACUCCGUUACAUGCAACUGUUGUGGAGGAAACAGAAAGGCUUUAAAAUGAUUUCAGUUUUUUCCGAAAUAUCGCCGUAUCAUAGAGAGCUGGUGAUGAACGCCGCGUACGGCCAUCACAUUUUCCAACACUACAUAUUCAGACAAUGCCAUGUCGAUUUCAAUAGACAACUUGUUUCCUUUUUUGUGUGCACCUUCUAUUAUCCCGGCGAUUUUAUUGUUUUCAAAGGCACCUAUAAUGAAUGUAUGUAUUUUGUACACGCUGGAGUGGUCGAAGUUCUUGCCGACGACGGUACUCGCGAUUCUGAAGUCAUUGAAGUGCUUAAAAAAGGCCAGUAUUUUGGAGUUCAUCAAGGUUUGACGGUGGCCCCGUACCUCUAUUCGUAUCGGUCUAAAACGAUCACUACUUGUUUGAUUUUGUGCAAAAAACAAUGGAAACAUUUGUUGCAGUUCUUUCCCGCUUCGGAAAGGACAAUUAACAAACGAAUGAAAGAAUUUCACGAAUAACAUUUAUAAAUAAACAACACUCAAUAAAA